Messenger RNA from Benincasa hispida (wax gourd), 726 nucleotides. NCBI's taxonomy places the organism in Eukaryota, Viridiplantae, Streptophyta, Magnoliopsida, Cucurbitales, Cucurbitaceae. The record is from RefSeq and is a predicted model, not a curated record.
GUCAAUUUAGUCCAAAGUUUGGACACCAAAAACACCGUAACCAAACGCUCCCAAAAGGUUCACAAGGCAUUGAGCAAAACUGGAAGUGGAGAACUGGAAGAACAUAUCAUUUUGAGAGACAAUCGGCGGACAAAAUGAGCGGCGAGGCCAAACGCGGCGGUGCGACCGGCGGAGCAGGUGGUUUCAGAUCCAGAAUGGAGCAUUAUUUAUACAGCGGCGAAAAAAAGCACGUCGCCGCUGGCAUCGUCGUCAUUGGCAUCAUCUUCGGCAUCCCUUGGGUCCUCAUGAAUCGAGGAUCAAAACAUCAGUCUCAUCAAGAUUACAUGGAAAAAGCUGAUAAAGCACGAAGUCAGAGACUCUCUUCAGUAGCUCCUGCUAUAUCUUGCAUUUCCCCUUUCCCUAUUCUGACACUAAAAGAAGGCAAAUUAUACUCACCAAGUGAAAUCUUUGAAGAUGCCCGGAGUUAUGCCAGUGUCGAAUGAUUCCAAUUUAGACCAUGUGUGUUCAAAUCUUGGAUGUUUCAAGAGUUGUUCUUUGUUUUAUUAAUAUUAUUAUUAUUAUUGCUACCACUAUUAUUGUUCAUAUUUUUAUCAGUAUUAUUGCCAUCUAGGAUUGGGAAAAAAUCUAUUAAAUCCUAAUUAAGCCAUAGUUUUAAUCCUCAAACUGUUCCGAAGUGUAGUGAUCCAAUGCGGUAUUAGAGGUUGGACAAUAUGUUUGGACUUCUAA